This is a messenger RNA of Harpegnathos saltator (Jerdon's jumping ant), 1256 nucleotides long. RefSeq names its product protein FAM210A. The coding region runs from base 268 to 1086 and encodes 272 amino acids. The record is from RefSeq and is a predicted model, not a curated record. The transcript is spliced from 4 exons. Gene Ontology annotation, cellular component: mitochondrion. Lineage: Eukaryota; Metazoa; Arthropoda; Insecta; Hymenoptera; Formicidae.
GUAGUUAUGUUAUAUCGUCCGGUUUUGUGACUGGGAUCAAUGCGAAGUAGAGCCUAGUGUUACGUGUUACGAGAUCGUGAGUUUGUGAAUAUUUAUGUACAUGAAUUCGGUGAUGGAAGGUGCAAAUUGAAGCACCAGUGAUUGAGAAACUGCCUCGUACAGUCUCAAUACGCAACUUCUUCAUUUUCUCUCACGCGUGUGACAAUUCAUCGCUCUACUCAAAGCACCGUAAUUGCUGGUUAGGAAAAGUAGCGGCGAUUUUUAAAUAUGGAUGCAAUCCUGAUACGCGGGUUAAGGUUUAGUUCCGAUUUACGCAGUGUCCCGACAUUGCUCACAAAAUAUUUCCCAUUGUCGGCGUGUUGCACAUGUCGCUUCGAGACGAUACGUUGGAGAACGACGCGAAUAUUCCAAACGUCAACCAACACUGUGCGCACUAUCAAGCUUAUUUCGCUUGCAGAGAGGCAUCCUCUUCACAGGAUUGCAUCACGUAAUUCUUUAGGACUUGUCAAUCACAUACUGGCGUGUCAAAGGUCAUUGAAGGGAAAUGUUAACAAAAAUGGAAUCUCCUUGGCACACUACUCGGAUAUUAAGCAGAAAUCCGAAGGCGAUUGUCAAAAGCCUCAAGUAGAACAGAAAGUGUCAAUAUUUCAAAAGAUGAAGCAAAUGACCAAAGAUUAUUGGCACAUAUUAAUUCCUGUGCACGUUGUCACUUCCAUAGGAUGGGUAGCUAUAUUUUAUACUGCUGUUAGGAAUGGUGUGGAUAUAGUACAGUUGUUGGAGUAUAUGAAUUUUGGCGAGAAAUAUGUAGAUUUAGUACGUAAUUCUGGCGCUGGCAAUUGGGCUAUAACUUAUGCACUUUAUAAAAUAUUUACUCCACUUAGAUAUACUGUUACUGUUGGAGGGACGACAAUGGCUAUUAGACGUCUAAGUAAACUAGGCUAUGUAAAGGCACUAUCGUUUAAACGUCAGCCAGCAGAGCCUGCGCGCGAAAUCAUGAGUAGGUUGCCGACUACAAUUCAUUUUAAAUACAUCAUACUGAUCUCUGCCACUUUUAUACUUUGUGAAGUGUUGUUAUCGCGUGAUUAAUAUGUAGUAGCAUCUCUCAUUCCGUCUCACGACGGUGUGUUUUCUUCAUAAUUUCUUUUAAUCGUGUUGUAGCCAAUACAGUCAAACACAUGUGCAGUGGGACACAAGACAAAAUUCAAGGCAGAGUGUAAAACGGAUCAACAUACAGAACCGCCAAAACCAUAAUUUUA